GACCGACUUCAGGUCCUACCAUUGGUCCCACCGCUGGACCAACAAGCGGCCCUACUUCUGGACCUACAUCUAGUCCAACUAGCGGACCUACUUCCGGACCGACUUCUGCACCAACAUCAGGACCAACAAGCGCGCCUACAAGUGACCCAACCAGUGGACCGACUUCCGGACCGACUUCAGGUCCUACCAUUGGUCCCACCGCUGGACCAACAAGCGGCCCUACUUCUGGACCUACAUCUAGUCCAACUAGCGGACCUACUUCCGGACCGACUUCUGCACCAACAUCAGGACCAACGAGCGCGCCUACAAGUGGCCCAACCAGUGGACCGACUUCCGGACCGACUUCAGGUCCUACCGUUGGUCCCACCGCUGGACCAACAAGCGGCCCUACUUCUGGACCUACAUCUAGUCCAACUAGCGGACCUACUUCUGGACCGACUUCUGCACCAACAUCAGGACCAACGAGCGCACCUACAAGUGACCCAACCAGUGGACCGACAUCCGGACCGACUUCGAGCCCAAGUUUAGGCCCUACCAGUGGGCCCACAUUUGGACCUACAUCCGUUCCAACAAGGGGACCAACUAGUGGACCCACAUCAGGUCCAACUAGCGGACCAACAUCCAUUCCGACAAGUAGCCCAACCAUCGGACCUUCAUCUGGACCAACUUCUGUGCCAACUAGCGUACCAACAUCCGGUCCAACUAGUGGACCCACAUCGGGACCUACAAGUGGCCCAACCAGCGGACCUACUAACGGGCCAACUAACGGACCAACAUCUCGACCUACAUCCGGACCUACAAGUGGCCCAACCAGCGGGCCUACCUCUGGACCUACUUCCAGGCCUACCUCUCGGCCAACAAGCGGACCAACAUCCGGUCCGACGAAUGGACCCACAUCUGAACCUACUAGUGGACCAACAUCUAGACCUACAUCCGGACCUACUAGUGGCCCAACCAGCGGACCUACCAGCGGGCCAACUAGUGGACCUAGCAGUCGACCCACAUCUGGUCCAACAAGCGAACCAACUAGUGGGCCAACUAGUGGGCCAACAUCCGGUCCAACAAGUGAACCAUCCAGCGGACCUACAUCUGGACCUACCAGUGGACCCACAUCUGGUCCAACAAGCAGACCAACUAGUGGGCCAACAUCCGGUCCAACAAGUGAACCAUCCAGCGUACCGACGUCUGGACCUACUCCCGGACCAACAAGUGGACCGACAUCAAGGCCUACUUCGAGCCCAACUUCAGGCCCUACCAGUGGGCCCACAUCUGGACCUACCAGCGGACCAACCUCUGGACCUACAUCCGACCCAACAAGUGGACCAACAUCCGGACCUACCUCGGGCCCAAGUAGCGGACCAACAUCUGAUCCAACAAGCGGACCUACAUCUGGCCCUACUUCCGGGCCUACCUCGGGACCAACAAGUGGACCGACAUCUGGACCCACUUCGAGCCCAACUCCUGGUCCUACAAGCGGACCAACGAGCGGACCUACAUCUGGACCAACCUCCGAACCCACAUCCGGGCCUACAUUUAGACCAACAUCUGGACCUACAUCUGGACCUACAUCUGGACCUACAUCUGGACCUACAUAUGGUCCAACCAGCGUACCAACUAGUGGACCUACACCUGGGCCUACAUCUGGACCUACGACUAGACCAAGUAGUGGGCCUACAUCGGGACCUACAAGUGGCCCAACUGCGGCCCCCACCAGCGGACCUACGUCCGGACCAACCAGUGGUCCAACAUCUGGUCCUACCUCGGCGCCCACUUCUGAUCCUACCAGCGGACCAACGGGUGGACCUACGACUGGACCAACUAGUGGCCCAACUGCUGGCCCCACCAACGGACCUUCCUCUACCCCCACCAGUGGUCCAACAAGUGGACCUACGUCUGGUCCAACCAAUGGCCCUACUUCUGAUCCAACAUUAGUACCAACGUCGGGGCCUACAUCAGCACCAACUAAUGGGCCCACAUCUGGACCAACGUCAGAGCCAACAUCUGGACUGACAUCUGGUCCUACCUCUCUUCCAACAAGUGGACCUACUUCUAGACCUACCUCAACCCCCACCAGUGGACCUACAAAUGCGCCCACAUCAGGGCCCACGAGCCGACCCACUAGCAGUCCAACCAACAGGCCUACAUUAGAGCCAACUUCUGGACCUACAACUAGCCCAACAUCAGGCCCGACAAGUGAACCAACAUCUGGAUCAACAUCGGGACCUACAAGUGGACCUACAAGUGAACCUACAAGUGGACCUACAAGUGGACCGACAAGUGGGCCUACAAGUGAACCAACUGGUGGUCCAACUAAUCGGCCUACGUCAGGACCAACAAGCAGACCAACAAGCAGACCAACAUCAGGGCCCACUGCUGGACCAACAUCUGCUCCAACUUCUGGACCAACAUCACUGCCAACCUCCGGACCCACAUCGGGACCAACAACGCCACCAACUUCUGGCCCAACUACAUCUGCACCAACAUCUGGACCUACGUCAAUGCCAACUUCCGGUCCAACUUCAGGGCCAACACCUGGUCCAACGUCCGGUCCAACUACUGGACCGACUUCAGGACCAACAUCGGGACCUACAAGUGGACCUACAAGUGACCCCACUUCUGGACCAACCAGCGGACCAACAUCUGGACCUACAUCCAUGCCAACUUCCAGUCCUACGAGUCUAACCAUAUCCGCCGAUCCAACCGCAUCCCCGACCAUAUCAAAAGUUUUCUCUUUCUUAGGCAAUGGUUGGUGCUCUGUCAAUGACAGUAUUCUCUAUGACCGAGCUGUUGUCGAGCCAGUGGACAAUGCAUCAGAUUGCCAGAACAAGUGUCUAGAAGUUGAUGAUACGGAUCUAGUGGGAUCUGGCUACAAAGCUAACAACAAACGAUGCCAUUGCUACUACAAUGAUGACUCUACUGUUAUUGCAACUUGUAAUGCAUCGGUAUUCAACGGUGGGUGUAGCGAUGGCUACUCUGGUUCUGGCCAUGUGAGCGCGACUUCCGGACCGACUACAUGGGAGUGUUACAGCUAUGAGCUUCCAGUGACGGAUAGUCCAUCUCGAUCGCCGACCCGCAAUCCAACCGCCUGGCCAUCGCUUGCACCAACCACUUCUAGCCCCACAGGUGCACCAUCAUUGAGGCCAAGCAGAUUGCCAAGCAACAUUGAGUUGCCAUCACCAAAUCCAACAACAGACCCAACCAGCCGCCCAUCUGCAACACCAAGUCGUGUGCCAACACCAGCGCCUACCUCUCGUCCAUCCAUGGUUCCGACAGUACAAAAAGAGUUUUCUUUCUUUGGCAAUGGUUGGUGCUCUGUCACUGAUAGCAUUCUUUAUGACCGAGCAGUCGUCGAGCCCAUGAAUAGCGCUACAGAUUGCCAAGAUAAGUGUCUUGAAGUUGAUGAUACUGAUCUAGUGGGAUCUGGUUACAAAGGUAGCAACAAGCGAUGCCAUUGCUAUUUCAAUAAUGACUCAGCUGUUAUUACAAGUUGUGAUGCUUCGGUAUUCAACAGUGGGUGUAACGAUGGUUACUCUGGCUCCGGCCCUGUCAGCGCGACUUCGGGACCAACCACAUGGGAAUGUUACAGUUAUGGGCCUGUCGCUACUGUAGGCACGUCAGGGUCUGUCCCAAGUGGUCCAACUGCACUUCCACCAUCGGGUUCCACACUUUUUCCAGUCGUGUCUCCAACUAGGAAAAGAGGAGCGAAGAUUUCCUUCACUGCUCAUGAUGGACGCCGCCGAAAUAGGCGGUUCUUGAGAAAGACUCUGGGCUGA
Molecule: messenger RNA, 3773 nt
Organism: Cylindrotheca closterium
Lineage: Eukaryota; Bacillariophyta; Bacillariophyceae; Bacillariales; Bacillariaceae
Source: the annotation of a GenBank genome assembly